GGAAACAACUUAGUAUCAGAGCUGUGCGUUCUAGCUACAAAAGGACUAAGCCCUAAAUAUAUUUAAAAUUCAGGAUGUCUCACUGUACCAAGCUCUCCAGUCACUGGAAGAUCAUUGUCUGGGAUGAGGAGUUCUUCCAGGGCCGUCGACAUGAAUUCACGGCGGAAUGUCGCAACAUGAUGGAGUUUGGAUUUGAAACUGUGCGGUCCAUGAAGGUGGAAAGUGGAGCCUGGGUGGGUUACGAACAUGCGGCCUACCAGGGGCAGCAGUUUGUCCUGGAGAGAGGGCAGUACCCACGCUGGGACAGCUGGAGUGGCAGCAACUCCUAUCACAUCGAGAGACUGACCUCCUUCCGACCUAUCGCCUGUGCUAACCACCGUGAAUGUCGGAUGUCCAUGUUUGAGAGGGAGAACUUCCUGGGCAGGAAGGGUGAGCUGUCCGAUGACUAUCCCUCUCUACAAGCCAUGGGCUGGUGCAACAACGAAGUUGGAUCCUUCCGAAUCCACUCCGGCGCAUGGGUAUGCUACCAAUAUCCAGGUUACCGCGGCUACCAAUUCAUCAUGGAAUGUGACCGUCACGGCGGAGAGUACAAACACUGGAGAGAGUGGGGCUCCCACGCGCAGACAUUCCAGAUUCAGUCCAUCCGUAGAAUCCAGCAGUAAAAUGAACCCUGAUGGCUGUAUCCCCACAGUCUUGUUUUAACCUUUGAAACAACAGAGAAAUUACAAAAAGAAAUAAAAUUUCCUUCUUUGUUAAAA
Molecule: messenger RNA, 758 nt
Organism: Chiloscyllium plagiosum (whitespotted bambooshark)
Lineage: Eukaryota; Metazoa; Chordata; Chondrichthyes; Orectolobiformes; Hemiscylliidae
Product: beta-crystallin A4
Biological process (GO): visual perception; lens development in camera-type eye
Molecular function (GO): structural constituent of eye lens
Source: RefSeq, a predicted model, not a curated record